Messenger RNA from Petromyzon marinus (sea lamprey), 2288 nucleotides. Lineage: Eukaryota; Metazoa; Chordata; Hyperoartia; Petromyzontiformes; Petromyzontidae. The record is from RefSeq and is a predicted model, not a curated record.
GAGCAGCAGCAUCAACAACAGCAGCAGCAACAGCAUCAGGAGCAGCAUCAACAACAGCAGCAGCAGGAGCAGCAUGGACUUCUCAUUCAACGGCACCUCGCACAUGCCUGUCAUGGCCGCCUCCUUCAUCGACUUCCCGGCUGGGACCGGCACCUUCGCCAACGAUGAGGAGGACGAGGAGGAGGAUGAGGAGGAGCUGGCAGAGGUGACCACCGUCUCCAGCGCUCACCACCACCACGGCCACCACCACCACGGCCACCACCAGCAGCAGCACGGCUCUGGCCCCAACACUGUCUCUGGUGCUGGGGCCGCUUCGGCCUCCGGCUCGGGGCUGGCGCUGCUGAGUGGCCACCGUGGCGCCGAGGGCCUCGCCGGCCCCGCCGGGGCGGGGGCCCGGCCCCAGCGAGGACGCCUCGACCGCGGCUCCGUGGGCCUCUGGGUGGCGCUCAUCGCCACUGCCGCCAACAUCCUCGUCAUUGCCAUCGUCUACGCCAGCACCUUCUGAGCCACCGCGGAACCACCGGUGGAACCAUCAGUGGAACCAUCGGUGGAACUACCGGUGGAACCAGCUGGGGAACCAUCGGUGGAACCACUGGUGGAACCAGCGGUGGAGCUACCAGUGGAACCGUCGGUUGAGCCAUCGGUGGUUCCACCAAUGGAUGGUACCAGUGGAUCCACCGGUGGAACUACAGUGAAACCACCAGUGGCUCCACCAAAGGAACCACUGGCAGAACUACCAGUGGAGCUAUCAGUGGAAUUACCGGUUGAGCCAUCAGUAAAACCAUCGGUGGAUCCACCGGAGGAAUCACUGGCAGAACUACCGGUGAAGCAAUCGGUGGAGCCAUCAGUGGAACCAUCGGUAGAACCAUCGGUAGAACCACCUUUGGAACCAUCGGUGAAACUACCGGUGGAACCAUUGGUGGAACUACCAGUAGAACUACCGAUGGAACCAUCGGUGGAACUACCAAUGGAACCAUCGGUGGAACCAUUGGUGGAAUCACCAGCGGAACCUACCGGUGGAACUACCGAUAGAACCAUUGGCAGAACUACCGGUGGAAUCAUCGGUGGAGCCAUCGGUGGAACUACCAGUGGAAGCACCAGUUGAAACAUCGGUGGAACUACCGAUGGAACCAUCGGUAGAACUACCGGUGGAGCCAUCGGUGGAACUACCAGUGGAAGCACCAGUGGAAACAUCGGUGGAACUGCCGGUCGAACUACCAGUGGAAGCACCAGUGGAAACAUCGGUUGAGCCAUUGGUGGAACUACCGGUCAAACUACCGGUGGAACUAACUACCGGUGGAAGUACCGGAAGUAUAGUCGGUGGAAUUUCCGCUUAUAAUUAUUCACUUCCAUUCCAAGAAGCAAGAGGCAUCGCGGUGGGACAAAUCGCAAAUACACAACAGGGUCCUCGCCGGAAAGCGACCACCAGCAGUUCACCAGCACCGUCUCGAGUAACGCCGGACUCUAGCAAACGCCGACGAGACACUGAAUGCCAAAACCGGUCUAGUGUUUAGUGCUCGUGAGGUAUGAUGCACCACCAGAAGGAGAGGGGCCGUGUGGCCGAUGGAACGUUUAAAGUAAUGCUCGCAUCUUUGUUUGCACAAGGGCACUGGCAGUUGCUCUGCUCCUCCGCAAGUCUCCCAGGUCCCCGUUCCCGUCCGUGACCGACGCCGCAGCGGCGAACACUGUUGACCGAUGAGCCCAGACGAGGACUACGCCAGCCCGCUAUCUUGUGUUUCGCUGCCCGCCCCCCUGUUGUUGGGACGUGGCACGCGCCGUUCUCAACCCUCUGGGUCGACGGUCUCAACGGCAACAAAUGGCCACGCGUUCAGUUCUUUUGAGCCGGUGGUAUGGACAAGGCUAAGAGCUACAAACGCUUCCUCGGGUCACGCGCUGUUGAGGGGGAGUGGUGGGACGGCGGUUAGCCUAUUGCAUUAAGUGUUUGAUUCGGGGCCGUUAGCUGUCGUCGGUGACAAGCGCGCGAACCGUUUCUGGGCCUCCCUACGUCGACUCAGCCUUAUAAUAGGUACCCCGUGCUGUGUGUAAACAGUGCGACCGUGGAGACAGGGUGACGACGCUCGUAGCUUCAGUGGGUGAUGACGCACGUAGUCUGGGAGCGGAGACGACGCUCGGAGCCUCGGUGGGAGACGACGCUCGGAGCCUCGGUGGGAGACGACGCUCGGAGCCUCGGUCGGCUCUGGCUACAUAAACUGUGACAGCAGAGCUGCUCGGUAUUGGUCCUGUGCUUGUUGUGGUGCAUUGUCAGUAAUAAAUAGAACAGACGCAAA